CCUCUGGCGGAUUCGUAGGAAUAAUUGACCGAGAAUAGUUUUCUUUCAGCCAAAACUCGGCGUGUUUAAUUUCUAUUGACAUGCAUACUUCGGGGCUCCGUACGUUGGACAAUGAAAAGUACGCAAAAAAAAAAAAAAAAGCGGGUCUCGUACGUGGGCGUCAUGCCUCAUGACGUAGAGGAUGUGAGUGGCUGGAGUAGCCGUCCGAUUGCUUUGGAAAAGUGGUGCUUUGAAGAAAAUCCACUAUGCCCCACGACGCAAUGUAAUCGACUGAAAGGUGGCAGAUAUUUUUGGACAAUAAUCCGUUCGAUCUCGCUUCUGCUUCGAGUCGUUUGGGUGCACUUUGAAAUGUCGAGGCCUGCUUUGUUAGCCUAGCCUAGUUUAGCAGCUAACAAAGGGAAACAACGCGCCUGAGAUAAACACGUCGCCCAGCAAGCAAACAUCAAGUUCCAAAAUGUCAGAUGUCAGUCAAGCGCAUCGUCCUGAACGCCAGGAGUCUUCUCGCAUGGAGGAAGAGUCGCCAUACAUCAAGAUGGUGGAAGAAGAAUUCGUCCACAUUAAAGAGGAGCAGGAGGAGUAUUUCAUUAGAGUGGUGAACCGCCACAUUGAGGAGCAGCAGCAACCAUAUGGUAAAGUGGAGGUGGUGGACAUCCCCAAGUGGAUUGAUGAGCCCUUGAAGGGUGAAGAUGGCGGUGUGAGUGGGGCCAGCAGUGGGACGGAGCCUCAGAAUGGCAGCAACAGCAGUUCAAAAGAAGGAUCCCAAGCAGACAGCCUCAUUGCUCGACCAUCAGAGAGUUACGAUUUCACAUCACACUCCCUGCUCUGUUUCAGCAAAUAUCUUGGUCCUGACGCUCAACAGCUAAAGAGAGAAGAACAACUUCCAAUCAAAAAGGAGGAGGUGGAGCUGUCAUACAUUAAACAGGAGGGCGAUAUCACCAUGUCGACUGGUGAGCCCUUGAUUAGCGAGGAUGGUCCAAGUGAGGCCAGCAGAGGGAAGGAGCCUCCAAGCAGCAGCUCAACAGAAGGACCGCAAGCACACAUUUUCAUCGCACCAUCAGAUGGAAAUGGCGCCACGUCACACUCAUCUUACAAAGAUGAUGGUCAGAAGAAAUCUCACCGUGGGAAAACCUUUGCCAAUAACUGUACUUGUCGUAUGCAUAUGAGGAACCACAUUGGUGAAAAUCCUCUUGUCUGCUCAGAUUGUGGUCAAGAAUUCAGUUAUAAGAGUGCCUUGAAAGUACACAAAAGAACCCACACUGGCAAAAAAACUUUUUCCUGCUCAGUUUGUGGUCGAGGUUUUCCUAAAAAGCAUAACUUACAAAUACACGUAAGAACGCACACCGGAGAAAAACCUUUUUCCUGCUCAGUUUGUGGACACAGUUUCACUCAAAAGAAAAACUUACAAACACACACAAGAACCCACACUGGUGAAAAACCUUUUUCCUGCUCAGUUUGUGGUCAAGGAUUCAAUCAUAAAAGUGGCUUAAAAGUACACACAACAACACACACUGGUGAAAAACCUUAUUCCUGCUCAGUUUGUGGUCAAAGAUUCAGUGACAAGCUCACCUUGAAACGACACACAAGAACCCACACUGGUGAAAAACCUUUUUCCUGCUCAGUUUGUGGUCAAGGAUUUGCUCAGAAGCAAAACUUACAAAGUCACGAAAGAACCCACACUGGUGAAAAACCUUUUUCCUGCUCAGUUUGUGGUCAAGGAUUCAGUCAUAAGAGUGCCUUAAAAGUACACACAAGAACCCACACUGGCGAAAAACCUUUUUCCUGCUCAGUUUGUGGAAAAAGAUUCACUAACAAGAGUGCCUUAAACACACACACAAGAACCCACACUGGUGAAAAACCUUAGGCGGAAGUAGUCACCAAAACAUGUCAGAUAAAUAAAACGACCUACAACACAUUGUCUGGGAUAAAAGAAAAAUUGAAGUAUUAUAUGGACAUGUAUGUAGUAAUUUCACCUGUUUUUGCUUAGUACAUUUCCACACAUGUUCAUUCAUAGUUCUUUUACCUUCAGUGGGAAAUGACACUUAACGAGUCUAAAUAAAUGAUGGACAUUAUAUGAAAUAACUGUUUCCUUUCUCUUAAAGUGCCUGUGAAAAAAUCUUAAAUAGCGUUACUAUUGCACUUUAAAUUUUGAGACGAUUGGACUAUAUACAUUGAUUUGACAAAGCGCAGACGAUGAGAAAUGAGUCUUAAUCUGCCGUCUGUCAUUAUGUUGUUCUGGCGUCUCCAUCAGGGUGGUGACGUCAGGGUGGUUUUCGAACUCAGCUCAAUGGAGGAGGAAGCGUUUUUUAGCGAUUCUUGUUCAUGUGUGGAUCUUUCAAGUGAUAUUGUCCAUCCAGAGGAAGCCUGUGGCAUACAACAAUAUAUGCUUGUCAUAUUUUAAUAAUCUUCGAGAGCACUCUGGUAUUGCAUCAAACACAAUAGAAUACUCACGAGGUGUAACAACAAUACUAUGAGCAAAAUUCUUUACAUGUAAAAAGUUGACCUUCAUCGUUCAAUAAUUGACUAAGAAAAUAUUGUUUUUGACCUAUCUUUCAAUACAUAAAGAUUUUUUUUUUUUUU
Molecule: messenger RNA, 2577 nt
Organism: Corythoichthys intestinalis (scribbled pipefish)
Lineage: Eukaryota; Metazoa; Chordata; Actinopteri; Syngnathiformes; Syngnathidae
Product: gastrula zinc finger protein XlCGF57.1-like
Exons: 3
Coding region: 455-1861 (468 amino acids)
Biological process (GO): regulation of transcription by RNA polymerase II
Molecular function (GO): DNA-binding transcription factor activity, RNA polymerase II-specific; RNA polymerase II cis-regulatory region sequence-specific DNA binding
Source: RefSeq, a predicted model, not a curated record